This is a messenger RNA of Caenorhabditis briggsae, 726 nucleotides long. RefSeq names its product Protein CBR-ILYS-4 (gene Cbr-ilys-4). The transcript is spliced from 5 exons. The annotation marks the transcript as partial. Lineage: Eukaryota; Metazoa; Nematoda; Chromadorea; Rhabditida; Rhabditidae. The record is from RefSeq and is a predicted model, not a curated record. Gene Ontology annotation, molecular function: lysozyme activity.
ACGGGGUCACAAAUCCUCUCAUUAAUCAAAUCGUUCUCUGUCUAUUUUUGCAUCUCGCACCUCUUCUUUUCGUCUUCCAGGCUUCAGUAUUGGAGCAACAAACGUCACCGAUCGAGUGGUCAAACGAAGUGGGCGUGGCGAACUGCUGCCCACCGAAAAAAGAAGUCUCUUUUAAAGAGAAGAAGCGAAGGACCCGAAGGUUCUCUUCACACAUUCGCCCAUUCAUCUAUUUCUCAUCUUAUACGGUAUCUUAUUCCUGCUACACUGAUAUUGCUGUUGAUCAGCGUUACGAGCCAGCUUCUUAUGUUCGAUAAAGUGGAAGAUGACCAUCCAUGUCUUCUAUCAAUGUGUGAUCAAGAUUCUGGAUGUGUACCACUUGGAUGCUCAGUCGAUCAGUUCGAGAGAAUCGGUUGUGGAUAUUUCAGGCUGAACAUUUAUCAGUUCCAGCAAUGCUAUCAACCCGGCAAAAAAGACGAAGAAACUGAGAAUGAGGCAUGGAUGAAUUGCGCUCAAGACUAUCAAUGCUCGGCUUCUUGCAUUCGGACCCUGGCCAGCAAAUUUCGUGUCAAGUGCUAUGGGAAAUCAGACUGCGAGACAAUUGCACGUAUUCACGAUGGAGGAGCGAACGGAUGUCGGGACAGAGGGACCAUUGGAUAUUGGAAAAGAGUUCGAGAUUCUUGUGGCCCAGAAUGCAACAAACCCAUCUUUACAAGACAUUUUUAUUGA